Molecule: messenger RNA, 1760 nt
Organism: Andrographis paniculata
Lineage: Eukaryota; Viridiplantae; Streptophyta; Magnoliopsida; Lamiales; Acanthaceae
Product: patellin-6-like
Exons: 4
Coding region: 1-1263 (420 amino acids)
Molecular function (GO): lipid binding
Source: RefSeq, a predicted model, not a curated record
AUGGAAGCUACUUCGCCCCUCUCAAUCCAGCAAGCCCUGGAGAAGAAUCAGAGCCCGCAAUCCUCCCCAAAGCCAUUCAAGAAUAGGUUGAUUGCCGGAGUAUUCCGAUCUCCUUCCUUCAGAGAAGACACAUAUCAGAUUUCCCACCUCAAAAAAUCCGAGAAGAAAGCCCUGGGAGAGCUCAAGGAGAGGCUGGCGGCAUCCACCGAUGGCCCCAUCUCUAUGUGGGGAAUACCAUUGUCUGAAAAUGCUGACGACCGUGCUGACGUCAUCUUGCUCAAGUUCCUCCGGGCUAGGGACUUCAAAGUGGAGGAUUCCCUCACCAUGCUCCUCAACUGCUUGGCUUGGAGGAAGGAAUUCGGUGCGGACGCAAUUUUGGGGGAGGAGUUAGGGUUCAAAGAGCUGGAAGGAAUUGUUGCUUAUAUGCAGGGGUUUGACAGGGAAGGGCACCCUGUCUGCUACAAUGAGUAUGGGGUUUUCAAAGACAGAGAAAUGUAUGAGAGGGUUUUCGGAGAUGACGAGAAGCUGAACAAGUUCUUGAGGUGGCGAGUGCAGAUUCUUGAGAGAGGAAUUAAGCUGCUGGAAUUCAAACCUGGAGGAGUCAAUUCCAUCAUUCAGGUCACUGAUCUUAAGGACAUGCCUAAGAGGGAGCUCAGGACAGCAUCCAAACACAUCCUCUCCCUGUUCCAGGACAACUACCCUGAAAUGGUUGCCAGAAAGAUCUUUGUAAAUGUGCCUUGGUAUUUCAGCCUGAUGUAUUCAAUGUUUAGUCCAUUUCUGACCCAAAGAAGUAAGAGCAAGUUUGUGCUCUCCAAGGAAGGGAAUACUGCAGAUACUCUCUACAAAUUCAUCAGGCCUGAGCACAUCCCGGUUCACUACGGCGGCCUGAACCGGCCGGGCGACGCCCUCGACGUUCCCCCUCAACCGGCGUCUGAGUUCACCAUCAAAGGCGAAGAGAAAGUGAACAUUCAACUCGAGGGUAUCGAGGGGGGUGCAACAGUGACAUGGGAAAUUGUGGUGGGAGGGUGGGAAUUGGAAUACAGUGUGGAAUUCAUACCGACUGCUGAAGGUAGCUACACCAUCGCGGUGGCGAAGCCGCGGCGGAUGUCGGCGGAGGAGGAGGCUGUGCACAGCUCGUACACCGCCGGAGGAGCGGGGAAGCUGGUGGUGUCGGUGGACAACUCGGGGUCCCGGAAGAGGAAAGUGGGGGCUUACCGUUACAGUGUCUGCAGAUCGUCCAAAGGUGUUGUGCUGCAAAUGUGAGGGAGGUAAGAAGAAGAAGAAAUCUGAAAUGAGUUUUGUUUGCAUUAAUUAAUUAAUUAUGUUUGGAUGGUGUGUUUUAAAGUGGUGUUUAGUGUAAUGUCAUGAGGAUGGUGAUUAUGUAUUGUAGUAGAAUUAUAUAUAUAUAUAUAUAUAUGUGCUUGUUGUUGACGCUUGAAAUUUGAAAGAUACAUGUGAUAUGUAGUGUAGCAGUGAAAUACUGAGCAGUGGGGCACAGAGAGUUUGGACUUUUGGAGCAUUGUUUGCAGGGUAGGAUGGGGGGUGGUCCUCCCUUUCUCUCUGAAUAUGGUUUUGUUGGAAUUGGGAAGGUCCUGGAAGCAAGAAGAAAGAUUGGGUCCGGGCCCUGCCUUGCCUUGCCUUGCCUGAUUAUAGUUAUAUCCUUGCGGGCCCUGUCUGGGUUCGAUUUGGUUCCUCGAGUAUUUACAAGAACAUAAAAAUAUAUAGAAUAAAAGCGUCGCCUUCAAAUUUGUUUGGAAUUC